Messenger RNA from Phytophthora nicotianae INRA-310, 2180 nucleotides. RefSeq lists its product as hypothetical. Gene Ontology annotation, molecular function: ATP hydrolysis activity; microtubule motor activity; microtubule binding. Gene Ontology annotation, biological process: microtubule-based movement. Lineage: Eukaryota; Oomycota; Peronosporomycetes; Peronosporales; Peronosporaceae. The record is from RefSeq and is a predicted model, not a curated record. The transcript has 2 exons. Bases 11 to 1984 code for a protein of 657 amino acids. Gene Ontology annotation, cellular component: microtubule; kinesin complex.
GUACCAUGUUAUGAAUCCUCAAUUUGAAUAUUCGCGCACUUUCUCGUUGUACUUUAUAAUGGCUGCGUCUGGGGAGGACGUUAGCCAGGCGCACAACGGCAGCACUAGAACGAGUGAUACACCGUCGCUCGCCGCAAAAGAAGUGGGUACCAUUGUACGCAAACUCAGCUUCAGCGGUGCUAUCAUGGACGAACAAGAGGUAGAAGAAGAGGAACAGCAAGGCGACGGCACAGAGCAGGAGCUGGAACAGCAGCAGGAGGCCAAGAUGGAUACCAACAAGGUGCAGAUCGUUAUUCGUCUCAGACCGCUCGAAGCGGCCUCUAACGAGACGGAGCCCGACUGUUUUCGGGUGUUGUCGGACGUGUCGCUACUGGCUCAACCGCCUAAGACGUCGCAAUCCUAUCGCUCGACUGGGACGGCCACGAGCUUCCAAUUCUCGCGCAUUUUCCGUCAAGAGACACAGCAGACGGAGCUGUUUGAGGCCACUACGAGACCCGUGCUGGACGCGGCCUUCGACGGAAAGAGCGGCCUCGUCUUUGCCUACGGAGUAACCAAUUCAGGCAAGACGUAUACGAUCAGUGGAUCGAGUGAAGCGCCCGGUGUGCUGCCACAGGCAUUACAGUACGUGAUGGACGAGCUACCCAAGCGCAAGGAGGGCGACAAACAACUGAUAACGAAAGUGACAGCCACAUACCUUGAGAUCUACAACGAGAACGUGUUCGACUUGUUGUCACCUGCAAUUCGGAAGAGAAGAGCGCUACGUGUACAGGACUGCGACGGCAAAAUUCAGGUCCGAGGAGCUGUAGAGAAACCCAUUAAAACGCUGGAGGAAGGUCUGGAGCUGCUGGAAAUGGGUCGACGACAUAAGCAGGUGGCCGAGACCAACUACAACUCGGACUCAAGUCGUAGUCACUGCGUCUUCACGCUUCAUUUGUAUCACCAGACAUCGCGCUUCUCUUCGGAGCUGCGCAGUAAGGUGUCGAUCGUUGAUCUGGCAGGGUCUGAACGAGGCUCCAAGAGCGGUGCAACGGGGCUACGUAUGCAGGAGGCCAGCAAGAUUAAUGGUUCGUUGAUGAACCUGAUGCGUUGUCUGGAGACUUUGAGGUGGAACCAGCAACACCCGCCGAGCUUACAAAAGAUGGUCCCGUUCCGUGAGUCCAAGCUAGCGCGACUUUUUCAGGAGAAUCUUGUGGGCAACGAUCACGGUCCCCUGGUGAUGAUUGUGGCAGUGAAUCCAUCCAGCCAUGAGUUUGACGAGACUUUGCGUACUUUGAAAUACAGCGCCGUUGCACGGGAGUUAGUGAGGACACGAACAUCCAUCCCUAGGAAAGCUGCUCCGACAGCUACGUUUUACGACCUGGAUGGUCGAUUGAAGAAGAGAAAGCGGCAGUUGAUGGAAGCACUCGAAACACAAGCAUCGAAAGCACCCGUGGAUCGAGGGGUAGCAGCUACUGCUUCAUCACCGCCCAGGCCUAAGGUCAAGCGUCGAAAGAGUGACUCUGCUCGCCGUCGGCAUCGCUCGCUCGCAGCUCCAGUAGCGAAGCCGACAACAGCAGAAGUAGCGACGUCACCAAUGGAGUCACAAAGAGAGGUCGCCGAGAGAAAUCUGCAUUGGGCCAAACUGGAGCUGGAGAAUGAGGAACUCCGACAGCAAUUAACACAGAUCCAAGCUGAAAAGAUGCAGAUGGAGGUUCGUAUUCGCGAAGAAAUCGGCAACGAAAUGCGGGAGCAGUUACAGCAGAUCCGUGCUCAGUAUCAAAGUAUGUCUCGCAUACAGCGCGAGGAUCUACCCUCUGCACGUAAAAAGCGCGAGCGUCAGCAUGCGGAAGAAACUGAGAAGCUGCGUGCUCAUGUACAGGAGUUGCGUGAAAAGGUAAAAGAAUGCGAAGACGAGAUUCAGCGCAUCCACAAACGUCACCAAGCUGAACUUGACAAAUUGCAGCCAACACUUGUACCAGUACCUGUAGAAGACGAGAGCAUGUGAUGGGCGCGUCAUUAUAAAAGCUUACCGAAAGAAAACUAAUUCUACCGUGUUUUAGUAGUUUAUCGCUGUCAGCUUAACGCACUUUCGUACGUUGGAACCAUAUACUUUAUGUUGAUAAACGCGUCAUCGCCUCCUGUUCGUUCAAGCAUCUCAAGCGUUUCCAUGAUCACCUCGCCGAGAUCUUGUGAGCGUUGCU